AUGGGAUUGUUUGAGAACGUUUACACAGUACAGGGUACAAGAGUGUGGCUGCCAGAUGUGGAGAUGGUCUGGAAAAGUGCUGUCCUUAAUGAAGAUUACAAGGGACAGAAAUCUUUGAAAGUCACUCUGGAUGAUGGCAAGGAUACAUCAAUUCAAGUGGCUGGUCCCAAGAAUCUACCCCCACUUAGAAAUCCGGAUAUAUUAAUUGGGGAGAAUGAUUUAACAUCCCUAAGUUACUUGCAUGAACCUGCUGUCUUGUACAAUCUGCAAGUGAGGUUCGUGGAGAGGAACUACAUCUACACCUACUGUGGCAUCGUGUUGGUGGCCAUCAAUCCUUAUGAAAGUCUGCCCAUCUAUGACAAUGACACCAUCACUGCUUAUAGCGGACAGAGCAUGAAUAGCCUCGACCCGCACAUUUUUGCUGUUGCAGAGGAGGCCUACAAAAGAUUGGCAAAAUAUGAUGAAAACCAGUCCCUGAUUGUGUCAGGAGAGUCGGGGGCAGGCAAGACGGUGUCGGCCAAAUAUGCCAUGAGGUACUUUGCAACGGUCUGUGGGGCCGAAGCCGAAACUCAGAUCGAGAAGAGAGUCCUGGCCUCAAAUCCCAUCAUGGAGGGUUUUGGGAAUGCAAAGACGACACGCAAUGACAACAGCAGCAGGUUUGGCAAGUACAUUCAGAUCAGAUUCAGUAAGUCAAACAACAUUGUUGGGGCCGAUAUGAGGACGUAUCUUCUUGAGAAGUCGAGAGUUGUCUACCAAGCCCCAGAUGAACGAAACUAUCACAUCUUCUAUCAACUCUGCUCAAAUGCUGGUGACCCAGAUUUUGCUGAACUCAAACUAGAUGAGGCAGAGAAGUUCGACUACCUGAACCAGGGGAGUGCUCAGAAAGUUGAUUCCAUUGAUGACUUUGAUGAUUUUGCAAACCUCAGGGAAGCAUUUUCACUCAUGGGCAUAAAUGAUUUGAAGCAGAUGUGCAUCUUCCGAAUUUUAAGUGGAAUUCUUCAUAUGGGCAACGUCAACAUCAUCCCAGACAACAGGAGAGGGGACAGUUGCCAAGUUCAUAAAAUAGACGUCCACCUAUCCAUCAUGGCUGAUUUGCUGGGUAUCGAUCAGGAACAGAUGAGGUACUGGUUGUGUCACAGAAAGAUUGUCACGGCCAAUGAAACGCUCACGAAGCCUCUCACUCAUCAACAAGCCCUGAACACUCGAAAUGCUCUGUCGAAACACAUAUAUUCCCAGCUUUUUAAUUGGAUCGUAUCUGAGGUCAACAAACUUUUGUCAGCCAAUUACAAAUCAGAUAAGUUCAUCGGAGUCCUUGAUAUUUACGGAUUUGAGACAUUCGAGGUGAACAGUUUUGAACAGUUCUGUAUAAAUUAUGCUAAUGAGAAGCUGCAACAACAGUUCUGCUUGCACGUCUUCAAAUUGGAGCAAGAGGAGUACAUAAAGGAGGAGAUAGAGUGGAGCUUUAUCGACUUCCACGACAACCAGCCAUGCAUCGAACUGAUCGAAGGCAGACUGGGUGUGCUCGAUCUUCUUGACGAGGAGUGCAAGAUGCCUAAUGCGUCGGAUAAGAAUUGGAACCAGAAGUUGUACGACAAACACGGCAAGAACGAAUUUUUUGAGAAGCCCCGUCUCUCUCAGACGUCAUUCAUCAUCAUACACUUCGCUGACAAAGUCGAAUAUCUGAUGGAUGGAUUCGUUGAAAAGAAUCGAGACACCAUUCUCGAAGAACAUGUCAAUAUAUUGAAAGCUAGUCAGUAUGAACUGGUAGCAGAACUGUUUGAGAACCUGGCUGACCCAUCCAGCCCCACGAAGACGACGACGAUGCUGAGUGGGGCGGGUGGGGGUAGUGCCAGCGCCACGAAGAGGCAGACCAUGACGUCAUCGGUCAUCAGGUCCUCGUCCAAGGAUCUGCCUGGCAGGUCGGCUCUUCAGAGACAAAUGAGGAAAACUGUUGGAUCUCAGUUUCGUGAGUCGUUGAAGUUGCUGAUGGAAACUCUCUUCAAAACUACCCCACACUACAUACGAUGCAUCAAACCCAAUGAUCUGAAGCUGCCAUUCCACUUUGAACCGCAACGAGCCAUCCAACAGUUGAGAGCCUGUGGUGUACUUGAAACCAUCAGGAUCAGUGCAGCCGGCUACCCGUCGAGAUGGACCUACCCUGAAUUCUUCCAGAGAUAUCGAGUUCUGGCUCAUAGCAGUGAAAUAAACAGGAAGGACAUGAAGAUGACGUGUCAGAAAAUACUAAAUAAGUUUAUCCAAGACAAAGAAAAAUUUCAAAUAGGUCGAACGAAGAUUUUCUUCAGAGCCGGCCAAGUUGCCUACCUCGAAAAACUUAGGACGGACAAGUUGAGAAGUUGCGGAGUGUUGAUACAGAAAGUAGUUCGAGGAUUUCUGGCGAAACGAAAGUUCCAGAAAGUGAGGGAGAUGGCCUUGAAGUUGCAGAAAUAUGCAAGAGGAAUGUUGGCUAGAAGGCAGGCUCGUUUCCUCCUGGAGACGAGAUGCGCCACGAAGAUCCAGGCGACGUGGCGGCGAUUCUACCAGCAAGCCAUCUACAAGAAGAUAAUCAGAGGCGUCAUCUUCGUCCAAUCGUACGCACGCGGUCUCUUCGGGCGCAACAAGUACGUGCGUAUUGUGAAAAAUGUCAAGGCCACUCUCAUACAGAAGGUUGUCAGAGGUUGGUUGGCUCGCAGGAGGUACCACAAAGUCAGACGAGGGGUGGUCAAGUUGCAAGCUCAUGUUAGGAGGAGAGCUGCCAAGAAACUUUUCAAGAAGCUAAAGGCCGAGGCGAGGUCCGUGGAGCACAUCAAGAAGGUGGCGAAGGGUCUGGAGAACAAAAUCAUUGAACUGCAGCAGAAACUCACUGAGAAGAACAAAGAGGUGAUCGUACUGAAAGAAGACCAGAGCCAGUUGGUCGAGGCGAGGAACGAGAUGGCGAAGAUGAAGCUGGCCCUGAAUGCUGCCAAACAAAACGUGGACAGGCUGAGGGAGUUGGAGCUGCUCGUCAGCAAGUUGACUGGAGACCUCGAGGUGGAAAAGUUGGAGAAGGAAGCCCUCGUCACUGAAAUGCAAGCUGUCAGGAUGGAGAAGGAGAAGUUAUUUGAGAAGAUGCGGAAGGAGAAUGAAGAGAUGAGAAAGAAGUUGGAUGUGAAGCAGGUUGAAAUGCAAGAGUACAAGAGCCAACACGAAGCCCUGCUGAACGAACAAUUGAAGCAAGUGAGAGAAGAAUUAACGCGCGAAUUCGAAUCAGAACGCAGCCACCACCAAAGAAUGAUAAAAGAUUACACUCGUCUGCAACAAAGAUAUGAAAAUCUGCAAGGGAACCGCAAGGUCAUCAUGGACGAGCAGCCAGCCCUACAGACGGCCGCACUGAAGAAGCAAAUCUCGAAUGGCAGUGAUGAGAAUGGAGAGAUGACGAAGUUGAGAGAUGGUGAUGUCGAGGGAGAGGAUGAAAUGAAGAAAGCGAAACUGCUCGAAAGAUCGAAAAACUCUUCUGAUUCAUCGCUACUCGAACAAAAGGAUUCCACUGAAGAGGUGAACCUGAUUGCCCGCCUACAAAUGCGCAUCCGUCAAUUGGAAUGGGAGAAAUCUGUGAUGAGGAGAGAGAUGAACAGGAAGAGUGGGUCGAGGUCGUUUGAAAGUCAGUCGUCUGAGGGUGGCGGAGUUGCUGAAGGGAGUGCUGGAAGGAGUGAUCCUGAUAAGGAACUGCAAGACUUGGAGAUAGAAAAUACGAACCUGAAGAACGACCUUGAGAAGUUGCAAAGGUCAAUCAUGGAUGGAGAGAAGGGUGAAGGAGUGAAAAGUGCCAAACUGGUUCUUGAGCAACUUGAAGUGAUGAAUCUGGAGUUGAACCGACGUCGCGAAGAAUGCAUUCAACUGAGAACCGUGCUGGCCUCCAUGACGAGGAGUGCCGUACAACGCGGUAUGACGUCAUCCGGUAGAGAUGGGCUGCAAAGUAGAGAUGGGCGAGGCGAAUUUGUUCCGGAUGAUGGUGAACUUGAGAUGGCGUAUAAGACUCAGAAAGAUUUGAACAAGUUGCUAGAGAAUGAACUUCAAAGAAUGCAGAAGUCCUACACGGAACAAGAGCGAGACAUGAGGAAUCAGAUUGAGGAACUUAAGAAGGAAAACAUGAGGCAACAAAAGUUGAUUGGACAGAACCUCACAAUGACGCCGAAGGUGAAGAUGGAGGCGACCAUGCAGCACGAAAUCACCAGGCUCACUUCCGAGAACCUCGAUUUGAGAGAGCAGAUAGAUAAGAUGAAUGAACAAAUCAUCAAACUGAAGAAGGCAUUGAAGAUUUACGCAAAAAGAUUAAAAAAUUCAGAAGCUGAGAUGCAGGAUGACCUUGAACUUGACCUUUCCAGAGAUGAACAGCAACAAAAUCAGUUGAACUCAACUGCAACAAGCAACGGCCACAACAUGCCAGUGGUGAGACAUUUUGGCCAGCGAGAGUACAACGGGAUGUUCGAAUACAGGAAGGAAGAUGAGCCAAUCAUCAUCAAGUCUCUUAUCAUUGAAAUGAAACCCCGCCUAGCCAUGCAGCACCUCCCCGGCCUGCCCGCCUACAUCAUCUUUAUGUGCAUUCGCCACACGGACCACAUGAAUGAUGACGACAAGGUCCGAAGUCUUCUCACCAACACCAUCAACGGCAUCAAGAAAACCGUUAAGAGAUUCCAGGAAGAUUCAGAAACCUUGACCUUGUGGCUGUCGAACACUUGCAGAUUGCUUCAUAAUUUGAAACAGUACAGUGGAGAGAAAGUCUUCCAGACGCACAACACCAGCAAACAGAACGAACACUGCCUGAAGAACUUUGACCUCUCCGAGUACCGGCAGAUUCUCAGUGACCUGGCCGUCUGGAUCUUCCAGGGACUAAUCAAACUCGUCGAAGCGCAAAUUCAUCCCUUCAUUGUGUCGGCCAUAUUGGAACACGAAGCCAUCGCUGGUCUGACGGCUGGCAAGCCGACGGGAGCAGGCUUGCGUGGAAGGAACAUGGCGGUGGGAAGAAGAGGAGAGGCAGACGCCAAGUCAUGUGAUGAGGCACUCGAUAGAUUGAUCAAAUCAUUGGACAACUUGAUGCACACAGUCACCGUUCACAUGGUCGAUCCAGAGCUUGUUCAGCAAAUAUUCAGACAGAUCUUCUACUUCAUAUGCGCCAACUCCCUCAACAACUUACUCCUACGUAAAGACAUGUGCCACUGGACCAAGGGCAUGCAGAUGAGGUAUAAUUUGAGCCACAUGGAGCAGUGGUUGCGCGACCACAAAAUGAACGACACGAACGUUCAGUCGGCUCUCGAUCCCAUCAUCCAAGCAUCGCAACUCCUUCAAGCUAGGAAGACGGACACCGACGUGGACAGCGUGUGUGACAUGUGCUCCAAACUGACGACCUCGCAAAUCAUCAAGAUACUCAACCUCUACACGCCCGUUAACGAGUUUGAGGAACGCGUACCAAUCACAUUUAUACGGAAAAUACAAGACAAACUCUCAUACAGGCAGGAUUCCACUCAACAACUUCUGAUGGACACGAAAUAUUUAUUCGCCAUCACCUUCCCGUUCAAUCCUUCAACGGUUGGAUUGCACACUUUACAGGUUCCGCCCGAGUGGAAGCUGUCGGUUCUCAAGAGGUUGUGAUCAAAUCUGAUUUGAAAAAACAAUCUUCGAAAAUUGCGAUCAAGUUGGUUUCCUUGUAGAUGCUAAUUAAUAGGUUGCACGAGCUUAUUGUUGAAGAUCUGUUAUGGAUAACUAUUUUGAAUCAUUACGAAGAUAUGUUUAGAAUUGAUGUCUGAAGCUUAAACAUUUGUUGUAUCCACGCGUAUGUAUUUAUGAUAUUUGUACGUUGUUGUCAGCCAACGUUAUCUCUUUCCCACCUGCAUAAUUUCUUUCCAAAUUCAACUUCAUGAGUUUAUUCCACCUACCGACUUUGCUUAAUUUAGUUCCAUUCAUUAACUUGAUUCAUUUUUUAUUCGUUAAUAUUUGUUUUACUUAUUAAUUUAAAUUAAGAGUUUAAUUUAGAAUCUCCAUUCUCUUAUUAUCUCACUCAUCUGAGAACUAUCUAUUAAUAAUUACCAACGUAUUAAUUCAUAUAACCUGGUCAAACGUCAUUUACAUUAAAACGAAUCAAACAUUUUAGGGUACCUGCCCGUUACAUUAUUUUCUUUGAAACUUCCCAUCGGUACAAUAUAAAUGUGUUUCUGGAUGUUGUAUGUUCUCUGUUACUAGUCAUUUAUAUAUUGUCAGUAACUAUCUUCUGCUUGUGUACAUUUUAUUGAAUUAUUCAUCUAUUACUUAUACAGUAUAGGGUGAAUUCUACAGAAUUGUUGGCAUAAAUCAAUUAAUAGUUAAUCUAACUAUAUGCCAACAGUUCGGUAGAACUGUAUAAAAUAUGGUUCCCAUCCAACACAUACACACAUAUAUAUACAUAAAUAUAUAUACAUAAAUAUAUCAAUUAAUAAAAUGUCAAUGAGUUGAGAAUCUUAUUAUCAAACGUUCUGCGAAAUUUUCUCGCAUCGUGAAUUACAUGAACAAUUUUUUUAAACAGCCAGCACUCACUUGGUUUCGUCAUCUCAACAUAAUUACAGUUUUCUGUAAAACUCUUUAGUAUGACAUUAUUAAUGAAUGAAUAAAUGGAGGGGGCUGCCAUUAUAAGAUUUCAAUUAAGAUUUACAUGCAUUACACAUUGGUAGUUUACCCACGUACUUCUUUCAUAUACUUUUCUUUCAUUAACGUUUCUAACAUUUUUCGUGUAUAUUUGGUAUUCAUUUUUAUUAGUUUGAUAUUUGGUUUUGUGGGUUUGUUUGUAGUGACCUGUCAAAAUCAAAAUUGUGCUUUUCUAGUUUUUUCAUUUAGUUUUUUUUUCAUUUCCAAAAAUUUUUUUAGAUGAAAUUUAUUAAAUAAAUGAAAAACAACUA
Molecule: messenger RNA, 6902 nt
Organism: Helobdella robusta
Lineage: Eukaryota; Metazoa; Annelida; Clitellata; Rhynchobdellida; Glossiphoniidae
Exons: 41
Coding region: 1-5625 (1874 amino acids)
Biological process (GO): vesicle transport along actin filament; actin filament organization
Cellular component (GO): cytoplasm; actin cytoskeleton; myosin complex
Molecular function (GO): ATP binding; actin filament binding; microfilament motor activity
Source: RefSeq, a predicted model, not a curated record